AUGCCUCGCGAUCCGCUCAUUGGCCUUGUGGGAAAACCCUCGGCUGAAAGACCCUGGCCAAAGCUGCCUCAACUUGGCGCUGAUCGCAAGUUACUUAGGCAACUUCCCGUAUGCUUCGCCCUUGUUCCAUACUUUUCAGUGCUCUUCAUGAGCAUGAGCGCUCUUCGAGCUAUUGGCUACCUCCAAAUCGAGUGUGCUUGUACCAGAUUCAAUGUAUCAGAUCGAUGUAGGCCUAACUACGGUGCCUGCGUACAGGGUCGCCGUUCUGUGCCUAUUGAGCUUCUUGAUGUUGCUGGUCUUGUUCCUGGUGCUCACGAGGGCCGUGGUUUGGGCAACAAAUUCCUUGACGACUUGCGUCAUGCAGAUGCUCUCAUCCAUGUUGUCGAUGUUUCUGGUACCGUGGACGCAGAAGGUAAGGAAACAAGAGGCUAUGACCCAUCCGUGGAUAUUGCCUGGUUACGCAGCGAGAUCGUCGCCUGGGUCCUGGGCAAUCUUAUGCAAAGAUGGGGAUCGAUCCGACGAAGACACCAGGCUAUUAAGGCAACGGCUACCGAAACUUUGCAAGCACAGUUCUCUGGGUACGGGUCAACAACGACUACUGUGAACCGUGCUUUGGAUCGUUGUGGUAUCAAGGAGCCUCUCGAAGAUUGGUCGAACGAAACCGUUGAGAUGGUUGUCAAUGCCUUUAUCGAUGAGAAAUUUCCUACAGUUAUCGCACUCAACAAGAUUGACCAUCCGGAUGCCGAUAAGAACAUCGCUAAAAUCGCCAAACAGCAAGAUCCCAACACUAUUGUACUGUGCUCUGCUAUCUCGGAGAUCUUCCUGCGAAAAAUGGCCAAGCAGGGUUAUAUCAAGUAUGUCGAAGGCAGCGAAUUCGUCGACACCAAGGAGGACUUGAUAGAGCAAGGCGACCCUACCGGUGGCGGUCUCAAAGAUCUCGACGAGAAGAACCGUACACGGAUUGAGAAUCUUAAGGACAUGGUACUGUAUCGCUUUGGAUCUACAGGUGUUGUACAGGUCCUUUCAAAAGCCGCCGAGUUGCUCGGUCUCGUCCCUGUCUUCCCUGUUCGAAACACAUCCACAUUCAGCUCUGGUGCCUCAGAGUCCAAGUUUGUCUUCCGAGACUGUGUUCUUGUCAAGAAAGGCAGCACGGUUGGAGAUGUGGCCCGUAAAGUUAUGGGUGAUGCACCUAUCGCAUUUGUCGAGGGUGCUGGGAACAUCCGAGUAUCUGAAGACGAUGUUGUUGCAGUGGGCAAGAAUGAUGUUUUAUCUUUCAAGGUCGGAAGGGCUUGA
Fusarium coffeatum is the source of this 1293-nucleotide messenger RNA. RefSeq lists its product as uncharacterized. The record is from RefSeq and is a predicted model, not a curated record. Gene Ontology annotation, molecular function: ATP hydrolysis activity; GTP binding. Gene Ontology annotation, cellular component: cytoplasm. The transcript has 4 exons. NCBI's taxonomy places the organism in Eukaryota, Fungi, Ascomycota, Sordariomycetes, Hypocreales, Nectriaceae. The coding region runs from base 1 to 1293 and encodes 430 amino acids.